UCCGGUCAUCUCUUCUUCCUCCUCCGUCCCUCCUCUCAGUCAUCCCCGUGACUCUCGCCCCUCUCUGGCCGGCUGCCCAGGAGGAGGAGGAGUCUGCGCCCAUCUCACUUCAGUCGAGGCGUAGACACGAGCCACAGCCCGGGACAUCCACGAUCUGCUCUGGUCCUACAUGCGGCUUUGAGAAUGCGGACGGCCCCGGUUUCCGGCCUCCUGGCCCCCGUGGCCCUUCUGCUUCUCCUGUGGCCCUCACAGCGACUGGCUGACGCGUGCAGCUGCUCCCCCGUCCAUCCGCAGCAGGCCUUCUGUAACGCGGACAUAGUGAUCAGAGCGAAGGCCAUUGUGGGCAAAGAGGUUGACAGCGGGAAUGACGUCUAUGGAAAUCCCAUAAAAAGAAUCCAGUAUGAAAUCAAACAGAUUAAGAUGUUCAAGGGACCUACCGAGGAUAUCCAGUACAUCUUCACAGCCACUUCAUCCGCUGUGUGCGGCGUGACACUGGAUACUGGAGGCAAAAAAGAGUACUUGAUUGCAGGUAAAGCAGAGGGUAAUGGAAAAAUGCAUAUCACAUUGUGUGACUUCAUUGUGCCAUGGGAAUCUCUCACCCAAACCCAGAAGAAAAGUCUAAAUCAGAGAUAUGAGAUGGGCUGUGAGUGUAAGAUCUCACGCUGUCCUUCCAUUCCCUGUUAUGUCUCUUCCCAAGAUGAGUGUCUCUGGACAGACUGGAUGACCGAGAAGAGCAUCAACGGACGGCAGGCGAAACAUUACUCCUGCAUUAAGCGAAGUGAUGGAUCCUGCUCCUGGUACCGGGGAACCGCUCCUCCAAAACAGGAGUUCCUCGACAUAGAGGACCCCUAAAUCUCAUUUUGUGCAAGUCCCGCAAUUUUUUUUUUUUGUAAUUAUAAUUUUUUUUUGUCCAGGUAAAUGUCAGUUCUUGCAAGUCACAUGGCUGAACAGAAGAAGCUGGACUGCAAGCUGUCAUGGGAUGGGGAAUUAACCCCUUCAUUGCUCAACCCCACAGCACUGAAAGGAUUAAAUGGAUGGGGAUGGGAUGGACUCUGCUUCCACCCUAGCUCUUAGACUUCCACUCCCCCAUCAUACAGUUUGUUGGAGCGCACAAGGCCACAUAUAGAAUCCCUUUAUUCUGUGUAGCUGGUCUACAGUCUUUUCCUUGACUUUCCCCAAGUGCCCAAUUCCCUUUCUAAAAGAGGAUAAUCUGCAAAGCGAGGUCCAAGUUCUGUUUGCCCACCCUACCCUUCCCCCUCUAGUAUUCAGUGUAAUGUAAGCAGGGACUGGCUUUCUGUGUCAUUCUGAGAAUGCUUCCAUUAUAAAUCUCUUCCCGUGUUCAGUACCCACUGUUCCUAUUUUACCGACUGUCUGGGGGUGUUCUUAAAGGAACACUAAUGCUGUUAUACGAAUGGAGCUGUGAAACUGGAUGCGCCAUAAAUGUCCAGUAGGUGGGGUCCUAUCUGUGACCCGUUCCUGCCUCAAGAAUGGGGCCCCGACACCCCCUGCCAGGAAUAGAGAGGAGGCCACACAUGCAUUGAAAUAGCCAAAUAUGCGCGCUUUGCUAUUUUCGAAGGUCCCGUACACGUGAAUGGAGAGAGUCGUUCGUGCGUGGCACGUGACAGGGCUCCAUUCUUGAGAUAGGAGUGGGUCCAUAUCCGCCGGAUAUUUUAUGGCAUAGCCUGUGGAAAUUAAAUAAAUGUCUAGAUCAGUGAUGCCCAACCUGCGGCCAUCCAGCUCCCACCAUGCCCUGUUGUAGGCUGAUAGCUGAAGGCUGUCUGAGCAUGCUGGGAGUUGUAGUUUUGCAACAGCUGGAGGGCCGCAGGUUGGGCAUCCCUGGUCUAGAUAGAACAACCUCUUUUUAAAGGGGUUUUCCAGCAUCUGGCAAAAUUUUCCUAUGGGAUAAAAUAAUGAAAGGCUCACCUGGUAGAGCCCCUGUCAUUCCAGUGUACCACUAGGGCCAGUAGCACCGAAGCCGUGGCACUGGAACUACAGGGGGAUUCACCAUCCGAUGUAUUACAUCUUUUAUUAUUUUAUCCAAUGUCCUACCUUCCAGGCAAAUUUUGCCCGAUCCUGGAAAACCUGUUUAACAGUUCAAGUCAGGGUUUGUGUAGUUUUCCUGUACAUUUAAAAAGGAUCUGUCGCCUCUCCUGACACGUCUUUUUUUUUUUUUUAUGAAUACUUGUAUUUUCCACGAACAAACAAUACUGGAUUUUAAUUAGCGAUCUGGGUCCACUGUUACUCCUCCUGGAAACGGAUGACUUAAGCUACUUUUCACACUUGCGUUGUUUAUUUCGAUAUCGCUAUCCAGCAGGGGAUCUAAUUACCGGAAAUAAACAGAUCAGUUUUUUUCCUUGUAUAUCAGGAUGCAUCCGUUCCGUUAGGAUGCGGUUGUGUGUAGUCAAAACUGAUCCGUCACUAAAUACAUUAAAAGUGAAUGGGUGACGGAUCUGGUUUUUUAGGGUUCUAAAAAAAAAAAGGAUCCGUCACCAUUGACUUACAUUUCUCAGUGCGGGAUCCGUUUUUAUGACCAGACACAAAACCGCAGCUUGCAUCGAUUUUGUGUCCGGUCACAAAACGUAAUGCUGCCGGAACGGAAGACGUCCUGAUGCAUCCUGAACGGAUCUCUUUCCAUUCAGAAUGCAUGAGGGCUAAAAGGGAACGUUUUUUUCCCCCCCCAGUAUUUAGGUCCUCUGCCGGAUCUCAAUACCGGAAAACAACAACAACAAAAGUGUGAAAGUAGCCUAAAUCGACAACUGGGCAUUAUUAUUUACCUUGUCAAUAGGAUGUGUUUCUCACACUGUCUGAUAUGCUGUCAUCACGGAUUGGACGCUGUGUGCAGGGACACCCCCCCCCCCCCCCCCCAAUCUGGUAACACCCAAUCGUCACUUUAUUCCUACAUCAGCAGUUGGAAUACCAAGGGGACAGCACAAAUGCUGCAGGAGUUUUUUUCUCAAGGAAUGCAAUUACAUACUGAAAUAGACCUGUCAGGAGAGCAGGCGCAACCUCCGAUUUAGGUUUGGAGAGAACAAGGUUUCACACAAGCUUAUGUAUGUUUCGUUGAGAAUUUAUUAUAAUCUGCUUGCCAGAAGAACUGAACGUAAUCCUACAAUGAAAAGUGUAAAUUUUUUUGUUUUCUAGAAUCUGCCAUAAUACGCUCUACAUGGGUUGUAGAAAUGACUUUGUAACUAAUUGUCUGCCCUCCGUGGACACUGAAUCGAUUUUCUUUUUUUUUUUUCCUUUCUUAAAGGGGUUGUCUCAUUGUGGAGAUUACUGGCGCUGGGAUAGGCCACCAAUGUCGGAUCCAAGCCAGUGACAGAGUAAGCGUCGAUGAGAUUCACCUCUUGUCUGCUCCGCUUGGCUUUUUUUCAGGCGGUUGCAUGGACUGCCAUUGUUGUCAAGCAGUGCGGAGCUGGCUGGAGGUAAAGCGGUGCCGCGAUUUCCUUGCGCCGCUGAUACUUCAUUCCAGCUACUGGCAGUGGUCACAGCAGAUGGAUCGCACACUAGUGGGACGACCCCUUUUAAAAAUUGUUCUGUUUAAUGGUUUUCAUGGUGACCUACAGUAAAGACCUUCCUAUAUGUUCACACUUCCUUUUAUAACGGUGCAUGCUCCAGCAUGCUAUACGUAAGCAUUGGUAUUAAUGGUGUAAAUGUGUUGCAUUGUGAGAGCAGCAGCAAUCUAAGCCUCGUGCACUCUGCAUCAUAGUAUUCAUCGAUGUAAUAACCUAGGACAAAACUGUGCCGAAAACACACCGGAGCGGUAAGCUAGACCAACCUCCAUGAUAUCGUAGCCUCGGAGGACACAGGACACACAGUGCAGCCCACUCUCUAUCUACUGUACCCACAGCCAAUAGUUACCUUGGUCCCACGUGCACAGGAUACUCAUACCCCUCUUUACCCCCCCGCAGGGCACACCUUGCGUGUACACAGACCAUAGGAGAGAAUGUUAAAUGUGCCUGAUGUACUGUAUAGCUUUUGGGAAUAUUUAAUCCCUCAUUACUAGAAAACUUUUUAUCAUAUUUAUAUCAUACUAUUUGGUAUUUCCCUUUUUAUUCCCGACAUGGCUUUUAUGGUCCUUGUGUCAAGCCCAAUCCCCUUUGUACAAACAAGUAUACUGUAAAUCACAGGAAUGCUAUUUGUAGAGUUCUCGCUUGGUCAGUAUAAGACGGAAUGUGUAUUUUUUAUUUUUUCUGCUGCAAGUAUUAAUUUAAAGCUUUUGUUCUCUUUUUGUGUUUUUAUUAUUAUUUUUUGCUGAAAAUAAAGUCUGAGACUUGUGGAGAGAGAGAAGGGGGAAAGUUGCAUGUUCUGUGCUUUGCACUUAUUCCGAUGCUCGAUGACAAAUUCUGUAUGUGAAAGUUUCAUCGGUGCCAUUAAAAAGAGUAUUAUCUGCCACUGG
Messenger RNA from Bufo bufo (common toad), 4396 nucleotides. RefSeq names its product TIMP metallopeptidase inhibitor 2 (gene TIMP2). The transcript is spliced from 6 exons. Gene Ontology annotation, biological process: negative regulation of membrane protein ectodomain proteolysis; negative regulation of endopeptidase activity. Gene Ontology annotation, cellular component: extracellular matrix. Gene Ontology annotation, molecular function: metalloendopeptidase inhibitor activity; protease binding. The coding region runs from base 184 to 852 and encodes 222 amino acids. Lineage: Eukaryota; Metazoa; Chordata; Amphibia; Anura; Bufonidae. The record is from RefSeq and is a predicted model, not a curated record.